AUGUAUAAAUACAGUGUGUUUUGUUUUUUAUUUCUUGCAACUGUCGUUCAGAAAUGUUACGCGUUGAAAGAAGGCGAAUGUGAGGUUUGUAUUAAAACUGUGGAUAAAUUUGCAGCGACGUUAUCAGAAAAUGUUAAAAAGGACCCAAAAUUAAUAGAGGCCGAAUUCAAAAAAUUCUGUAAAGGGUCAAAGAAUAAAGAGAACAGGUUUUGCUACUAUUUAGGUGGACUAGAAGAGUCUGCCACCGGCAUCCUUGGUGAGCUAUCAAAACCCCUUAGCUGGUCAAUGCCCAGUGAUAAAAUUUGUGAAAAAUUGAGGAAAAAGGACGCGCAAAUCUGCGACCUUCGUUUUGAAAAGCAAAUUGACUUAAAUAAUGUUGAUUUAAAGAAAUUGAAGGUUAGAGAUUUAAAGAAAAUUCUGAAUGAUUGGGAUGAAAACUGUGAUGGUUGUUUAGAAAAAACAGACUUCAUCAAGAGGAUAGAAGAACUAAAGCCCAAAUAUAUGGGUAGAUCUGAUCUGUAA
Messenger RNA from Pieris macdunnoughi, 522 nucleotides. The record is from the annotation of a GenBank genome assembly. NCBI's taxonomy places the organism in Eukaryota, Metazoa, Arthropoda, Insecta, Lepidoptera, Pieridae.